AUGUUUGCGUAUCGGAAUGCUCUCGCUCUUGGGCCAAUACUUUUGGCACAGACAGUGUGGGGUUACCCCAAAGGCGUGAGCGGGGUUCAAUGGAGCGACGCCACUGCAUACGACGGAAACGAAGAUGGAUGCAUGCGUUACAAGUACGCCUGGUCGACCGUCGUCAACGACAGAUACAAAGACUGGACACCAAACCCAGAUCAAGGUUCCCUGUUCGAGUUCAGAGCCUGCUCUGGCGCCCAUCUGGGACAGAACAUCCACGACCAAAUGGACAAGUUGACACGACCGAAAAUGACCAUGCUCGAAGCCGGCGGGAACAAUGUCGAUUUCUACCCCAUGGCCGACAGCUGCCUCUUCCAUUCCGACAGGAAGAAAGACUAUGGCACGAAAUACGAAGAUGACCAUGCUGAUAACCCGACGGGAUUGUGUAGGAAAGAGAUCAAGCUAGUACGAGGAAGAGUUGGAGGAGGUCUUAAGCAGGCUGUCUUGGAUACUAUCGAGACCUGGAGGUACCAUCCAGCUGUCGGAGGAAACAAUGCGACACUCUUCAUGCUGGGAUAUGCGCGCUUCUUCGCGUUGGGCGACGCGUGCAAUGACUGGGACUUCGGCGUACAGUACCAAAGGCAAAACGAGACACAGACGGUCAAAAAGGAGAUGCGACAAGACUUCAAUGAUCUAGUCGACGCCGUGAACCUCGCCAUCCGCUCCUCGGUAGAACAAUACAACGACCCGAAAAUCCAAUACAUCGACAUCAACCCCGCUCUCGAAGGCCACCGCUUCUGCGAACCAGGCCACAGCUGGUGGUCGCAGUUCAACUACGGGUCCAAAGUGCACAUAUGGAACAACCCCGCCCGACUCGCCGUCACCAUUCACGACGGGGACCAAGCCGCCACGUACGAGUCCAGCGACGACCCCGGCGUCCCUGGCCCACCUGAGGAUAUCGUGCAGAAACUACGUGGGUAUCCCGAGGGCGAAGCCGUGCAGCAGGAUCAAUACACUAUCCUUACCUUCCGUGACCCCGCGAACCCUGGUCUAUGGAUGGAAUGGAAGGUUGAGCCGCAGCCUCUAGAUGGAGGGACCGAAGCCGCCGCAGCCGGAAACUACGGUGCCCGGGUUUAA
Alternaria ventricosa is the source of this 1119-nucleotide messenger RNA. RefSeq lists its product as uncharacterized. Gene Ontology annotation, biological process: triglyceride catabolic process. The coding region runs from base 1 to 1119 and encodes 372 amino acids. Gene Ontology annotation, molecular function: triacylglycerol lipase activity. The transcript has 4 exons. Lineage: Eukaryota; Fungi; Ascomycota; Dothideomycetes; Pleosporales; Pleosporaceae. The record is from RefSeq and is a predicted model, not a curated record.